AUAUAUAAAUACCUUUUCAGGAGAAGAAAAUCACACCUCUACGACUUCUAUUGUAUUCUAUUACUACUCAACAACUCAAUAACUCCUCCUACCCCUUUUUCCCCUUCAACCCAGAUUCGAUCUCUGCUUCAAGCGAUCUCUUUCAUCAAUUCUCCGAUCUGGGCUUCUCUUUCUCAUACCAUGUUUUUGUUAGAUUGGUUCUACGGGGUUCUCGCUUCUCUUGGCCUAUGGCAAAAGGAGGCAAAGAUUCUCUUUUUAGGCCUUGAUAAUGCUGGCAAGACAACCCUUCUCCAUAUGUUGAAGGACGAGAGAUUAGUGCAGCAUCAGCCGACCCAGCAUCCCACCUCCGAGGAAUUGAGCAUUGGGAAGAUUAAGUUCAAGGCUUUUGAUUUGGGUGGUCACCAGAUCGCUCGUAGAGUCUGGAAAGAUUACUAUGCUAAGGUUGAUGCUGUAGUUUACCUAGUUGAUGCCUAUGACAAAGAGCGGUUUGCCGAGUCAAAGAAAGAGCUCGAUGCACUCCUUUCAGACGAGUCCCUCGCCACUGUACCAUUUCUGAUUUUGGGCAACAAGAUUGACAUCCCAUAUGCAGCUUCAGAAGACGAGCUUCGAUACCAUCUGGGGCUGACCAAUUUCACAACCGGGAAGGGGAAGGUCAAUCUCACCGAGUCCAACGUUAGGCCUCUUGAAGUUUUCAUGUGCAGCAUUGUUCGCAAGAUGGGAUAUGGAGAUGGCUUCAAAUGGCUAUCUCAAUACAUCAAAUAGGGAAGAAAGAAAGAAGAGUUAGGGGGAGAUAAGCAAAAACAUCAUCAUCAUCAUUAUUAUUAUUGUUAUUAGCUUUUCUGUAUUUGCGUGGGAAAUUUUUUUCUGCUGUUAGGUUGCAGUGACUCACCACGAUUCAUAUCCCAACAGAGAUUUUAUAAUUUUUUCUUUUCAUAAUUUUUUUUUUUGCUUUCCAUUUUAUUGGGUUGGAGGAGGUAACAAUAUUUGAUUCAUUGCUAAUGUUGGGACUGAAAGUUUGUGCUUUAAACUCUUGUGACUUUUUGUUUAGCAUCAUUAUUAUUGUUCUUGGCUUACAUUGUAUGGAAUCUCAAUAAAUAUUAUUUUCUUGCUUUCAUUUUACUUAAAUAAAAAAGUCUACUUAAAUUUUGAUCAA
This is a messenger RNA of Cannabis sativa, 1153 nucleotides long. RefSeq names its product GTP-binding protein SAR1A. Gene Ontology annotation, biological process: endoplasmic reticulum to Golgi vesicle-mediated transport; vesicle organization; intracellular protein transport. Gene Ontology annotation, molecular function: GTP binding; GTPase activity. Gene Ontology annotation, cellular component: COPII vesicle coat; endoplasmic reticulum exit site. The coding region runs from base 181 to 762 and encodes 193 amino acids. The transcript is spliced from 3 exons. The record is from RefSeq and is a predicted model, not a curated record. NCBI's taxonomy places the organism in Eukaryota, Viridiplantae, Streptophyta, Magnoliopsida, Rosales, Cannabaceae.